CGUACCAACCGGGUGCGGCCGGCACAGCGAACCAACCGGGUGCGGCCGGCACAGCGUACCAACCGGGUGCGGCCGGCACAGCGAACCAACCGGGUGCGGCCGGCACAGCGUACCAACCGGGUGCGGCCGGCACAGCGAACCAACCGGGUGCGGCCGGCACAGCGAACCAACCGGGUGCGGCCGGCACAGCGUACCAACCGGGUGCGGCCGGCACAGCGAACCAACCGGGUGCGGCCGGCACAGCGUACCAACCGGGUGCGGCCGGCACAGCGUACCAACCGGGUGCGGCCGGCACAGCGUACCAACCGGGUGCGGCCGGCACAGCGUACCAACCGGGUGCGGCCGGCACAGCGUACCAACCGGGUGCGGCCGGCACAGCGUACCAACCGGGUGCGGCCGGCACAGCGUACCAACCGGGUGCGGCCGGCACAGCGUACCAACCGGGUGCGGCCGGCACAGCGUACCAACCGGGUGCGGCCGGCACAGCGUACCAACCGGGUGCGGCCGGCACAGCGUACCAACCGGGUGCGGCCGGCACAGCGUACCAACCGGGUGCGGCCGGCACAGCGUACCAACCGGGUGCGGCCGGCACAGCGUACCAACCGGGUGCGGCCGGCACAGCGUACCAACCGGGUGCGGCCGGCACAGCGUACCAACCGGGUGCGGCCGGCACAGCGUACCAACCGGGUGCGGCCGGCACAGCGUACCAACCGGGUGCGGCCGGCACAGCGUACCAACCGGGUGCGGCCGGCACAGCGUACCAACCGGGUGCGGGGCCGGCACAGCGUACCAACCGGGGUGCGGCCGGCACAGCGUACCAACCGGGUGCGGCCGGGCACAGCGUACCAACCGGGUGCGGCCGGCACAGCGUACCAACCGGGUGCGGCCGGCACAGCGUACCAACCGGGUGCGGCCGGGUGCGGCCGGCACAGCGUACCGGUGCGGCCGGCAACAACCCGGGUGCGGCCGGCACAGCGUACCAACCGGGUGCGGCCGGCACAGCGUACCAACCGGGUGCGGCCGGCACAGCGUACCAACCGGGUGCGGCCGGCACAGCGUACCAACCGGGUGCGGCCGGCACAGCGUACCAACCGGGUGCGGCCGGCACAGCGUACCAACCGGGUGCGGCCGGCACAGCGUACCAACCGGGUGCGGCCGGCACAGCGUACCAACCGGGUGCGGCCGGCACAGCGUACCAACCGGGUGCGGCCGGCACAGCGUACCAACCGGGUGCGGCCGGCACAGCGUACCAACCGGGUGCGGCCGGCACAGCGUACCAACCGGGUGCGGCCGGCACAGCGUACCAACCGGGUGCGGCCGGCACAGCGUACCAACCGGGUGCGGCCGGCACAGCGUACCAACCGGGUGCGGCCGGCACAGCGUACCAACCGGGUGCGCCGGCACAGCAGCGUACCAACCGGGUGCGGCCGGCACAGCGUACCAACCGGGUGCGGCCGGCACAGCGUACCAACCGGGUGCGGCCGGCACAGCGUACCAACCGGGUGCGGCCGGCACAGCGUACCAACCGGGUGCGGCCGGCACAGCGUACAGCAACCGGGUGCGGCCGGCACAGCGUACCAACAGCGGGUGCGGCCGGCACAGCGUACCAACCGGGUGUGCCGGCACAGCGUACCAACCGGGUGCGGCCGCACAGCGUACCACCGGGUGCGGCCGGCACAGCGUACCAACCGGGUGCUGGCCGGCACAGCGUACCAACCGGGUGCGGCCGGCACAGCGUACCAACCGGGUGCGGCCGGCACAGCGUACCAACCGGGUGCGGCCGGCACAGCGUACCAACCGGGUGCGGCCGGCACAGCGUACCAACCGGGUGCGGCCGGCACAGCGUACCAACCUGGUGUGGCCGGCACAGUGUACCAAACCGGGUGCGGCCGGCACAGCGUACCAACGGGUGCGGCCGCACAGCGUACCAACCGGGUGCCGGCCGGCACAGCGUUACCAACCGG
Molecule: messenger RNA, 1964 nt
Organism: Procambarus clarkii (red swamp crayfish)
Lineage: Eukaryota; Metazoa; Arthropoda; Malacostraca; Decapoda; Cambaridae
Source: RefSeq, a predicted model, not a curated record